AUGUUCACCCCGUCAGAGAGACCUCCAUGCGAUGGCUUCCAGUGUAGCUCAGGCCAAUGCAUAGAUAACGAAUUGCGUUGCGAUUCAGUGGCUCACUGCUAUGACAAAACCGAUGAAAUGAAAUGCGAAUUUUGGUGUGACGGCUACUUUAGAGAUUGCCCCAUGGGCGAGGAUGAGGAGAACUGCAGCCAACCGCCCAAAGCAAACUGCGAUGCAGAGAGAGGACUGUUUCGCUGUGAAAACGGUCAGUGCAUCGACGCUCAGUACCGCUGCCUGAAAAGCGCCGACCGUCGGCUGAUGUGCGCAGAUGGCUCCAAUCUGCACCACUGUGCCAAUUGGACCUGUCAAGGUGCCGAGCAAAUCAAGUGCGCCGGAAGCUACUGUGUAGAGGAGGCGCUCCGCUGCAAUGAACGCCUCGAUUGUCCCGUUCUCAGCGAUUGGGCUGACGAGGCCUCCUGUCCUUUUAUCUGCUCAAAAACAAACCGUUGUCCCUGCGUCGACACGACCAUCAACUGCACUGACCAGGGCCUGACGGCCAUUCCCGAAGGCAUCGAAGACCAAAUACUGCGAAUGAUAUUGAAAGGCAACCGCAUUGGCCGUAAUCUAACCAUCGACAUGUUUGUUCGCCUCGACCGCAUGUACAUGAUUGAUCUGAGCAGCAAUGAGAUUGCCUACAUUCCCCCCAAACUGUUUCGAAAGCUGUGGAAACUUCGAAUUCUCACUUUUGAUGAGUUUCGCUUUUGCUGUCUGGUGCGCCAUGUGGACACCUGCUACCCGCCGCCUAAUGAGUUCUCCUCCUGUGAGGACCUCAUGUCCAAUAGCAUUCUGCGCAUUUGCAUUUGGGUGCUGGGCCUGGUGUCGAUGGUGGGCAACACCUUUGUCAUUAGCUGGCGACUAAAGUACCAGACGGUCAAUCGUGUCCACUCAUUUCUCAUCAUUAACCUCGCCCUGGGGGACUCUUUCAUGGGCGUCUACCUCCUCAUUAUUGCCUUCGUCGACUCGUACUACCGUGGCAUCUACUUCAUCGUGGAUGCCGACUGGCGGCAGUCUUCGCUGUGCCACUUUGCCGGCUUCCUCUCCACGUUGUCCAGCGAGUUUUCCGUCUUUGCCCUGCUGGUGAUCACCAUCGACCGCCUCAUCACCAUCACCUUUCCCUUUCGCAUCUACAAGAUGCGCAUGAAGGACGCACAGCUGAUCAUCGCCAUUCUCUGGCUGGUGGCCAUCGUCCUCAGCGGCCUCCCACUCGUUCGCUACCUGCCCUUUGACAACUUCUACGGCCGCUCCGGUGUCUGUCUGGCGCUGCACAUCACCAACGAGCGGCCCAGCGGCUGGGAGUACUCAGUGUUCAUCUUCCUCGUCCUGAACCUGCUCUCCUUUGCGCUCAUCUGCGGCUCCUACCUGUGGAUGUUCAUCGCGGCGCGAAACACGCAGAUUGCCGCACGCUCAGCAGAGAACCACCUGCAGAACCGCAUGGCCCGGCGGAUGGCCUUCAUCGUGCUCACUGACUUCUGGUGUUGGGCGCCCAUCAUCCUCCUGGGCAUUGUCUCCCUCUUCGGAGUGCCCAUUCCUCCCGGCGUCUUUGCCUGGAUUGCCGUCUUUGUGCUGCCGCUCAACUCGGCGCUCAACCCGGUCGUCUACACCAUGUCCGGCGUGACUAUGGUCGCGCGGAAAGCGAACAGUGUUGUUGGUGGUGGCGGGGGAGGAGGAGGAGGCGGUGGCACUGGCGGUGCCAGUCCUCAGUCGCACAUUAGAAUGAGCAUCAGAGGACAGAACGGCCAUGGAUCGUUCAAGACGAGCAAAACGAGCUACCUGUAA
Rhagoletis zephyria (snowberry fruit fly) is the source of this 1815-nucleotide messenger RNA. NCBI's taxonomy places the organism in Eukaryota, Metazoa, Arthropoda, Insecta, Diptera, Tephritidae. The record is from RefSeq and is a predicted model, not a curated record.